AUGGAGGGGCGCGCAUUGUCAGACAGAGAGGGACCACGAGUACGCUUCUCCCAGGAUCUCGACAGGGCCACGGCGCCUGCAUCUACGUCUGCCGGGGAACGACCUGGAACUCCAAAUCUAACGAUUGAUACCUCUACGGCGUCUAGAGGCCAGCAUGAUACCCCCAGGUCUCCUCUUUCCAGCCUUCAACCCAGGGAGGGCCUGAGUACUCUGUCGCCUACUUCGCCGCGUCAUAGGGACAGAGGAUACUCUCUGCGCAGAUCUUUAUUUGCUAGGAGCAUAAACGAUCAUUCAGAUAAUAGUCCAGUUGAGCUUGUGGAAGCAGGAUCAUCAGCGCAAUCUGAGGGCAGUGCUCGCAGGACAAAGGGGAAAGAACCGCGGUUAUCAGUUACUAUAUCUCCAGCAAUUGAUAAUGAGUUAGAGAAUUCUAGAACGAGAGUCAGUGAGCGGUCUUUCGGUUCCGAACCCCCAAAAUACCAGAAAAAGAAGGCCUCCGGAACUAUAAGCCUCCCAAACUACGAUGCCUGGGCAAGGAAACAGACGCGGGAUAACGUACUGCUGAAGAAGGGGAAAGCUUUUUACAAGAAAGCGCAGACGUUUCUGGGACCGAAGCAGAUUCCUCCUUCUAAAGAUGGUCGCCAUAUUAUUCUGGAUGUCUCGAGGAGGCAGGCACUCAUCGAUGAAAGGACGGGGAAAGAAUACAUAUGGAACACAAUCAGGUCUAGCCGGUAUACCCUCUGGAACUUCAUACCCCGCCAGCUGUUCUUCCAGUUCUCAAAACUUGCGAAUGCCUACUUUCUUCUAAUUUCAAUCAUGCAAAUGAUCCCGGGUUUGAGUACGACUGGGACUUACACAACCAUCAUACCACUUCUUUGUUUUGUGGCUAUAAGUAUGGGGAAAGAAGGCUGGGAUGAUGUUCGUCGGUACAAGUUGGAUAAAGUGGAGAAUAAUAAAACAGCCUUUGUGCUUCACGCCUACCGGCCAAUCCAAGAAGAGGUGCCGAAAUCUAGGACGAAAAGUCUCAAGGAGUGGAGAACCUCCCAAGGGAAGCCCAAAUCAUCCAUUCGGCGGAAUCCUUCUCUCGGUCAUGAUCAUAUCAUUGAAAUUCCCCUCGAAGAGAUCGCGGAAAAACCAAAGAACUGGGCAACUCUGAAGUGGAAAGAUGUCAAGGUUGGGGAUGUGAUCAAGCUCGAAAGGGACAUGAACGUUCCAGCGGACAUGGUGCUUCUUCAUUCUGACGGUCCCAAUGGCAUUGCUUACAUUGAAACCAUGGCUCUAGAUGGCGAAACCAACCUCAAAAGCAAACAAGCACCACCUGCCUUGGCUAAACGAUGCGGAAGUCCGAAUGCAAUUGCCGCUUGCCAUGCUGAAAUUGUCGUCGAGGAUCCAAACCUUGACCUCUACAAUUUUGAUGGAAGGGUUACUAUUGACGGAGAAACGAAGCCCCUGACUACAAACGAGAUUAUCUACCGUGGAAGCACCUUGAGGAACACUACCAGUGCCAUUGGGAUGGUCAUCAAUACCGGUGAAGACUGCAAAAUUCGAAUGAACGCCAACAAGAACCCUCGAAUCAAAGCGCCAGCAAUUCAAGCGAUUACGAAUAAAAUUGUCGCCAUGCUUGUGAUCUUUGUCAUACUCCUUGCCCUGUUUUGCACUGUUGCAUAUCAAAUCUGGGCUCAGAACGUGGAAGAAGAUUCGUGGUAUCUGGACCAUGCUCACGUUCCUUUUAGUCAGAUCAUAAUCGGCUUCAUCAUUCUCUACAACACCUUGAUUCCGCUUUCGCUAUAUGUCAGUCUCGAGAUUAUCAAGGUCGGACAGCUUAUUCUUAUGGCCGACGUGGAAAUGUACGACCCUGUUUCUGAUACUCCAAUGGUCUGCAACACAACCACGAUUCUGGAGAAUCUGGGGCAAGUCGACUAUAUAUUCUCAGAUAAGACAGGAACCUUGACAGACAACAUUAUGAAGUUUCGUAAACUGAGUGUUGCUGGUUAUGCUUGGCUUCAUGACUUCGAUUUACAGAAAGAAGCUGCCGAGAAACUCGAGCGUGAUAGUGGCAACUUGGACACGAAGAAAACAAAAGGCAAAGGAGUUGCGACGCGAUUUGCCAAGAAGAAGGUAUCACGGCCGCCGCUUGAUCGCCGAAAUGACUCUGAGGCCACAACUUCAACAUUUCAGUAUGGAGCUUCUGGCUCUAUACGAAGGUCAGGAUCCCUGUGGAGGUCAACGGCUCGGCCAACCAAAGCCCAGCCCGAAGCUCGUACGGAAGACUUGUUGAGAUACAUGCAAGCCAAACCACACAGCAUGUUCACAAAAAAAGCCAAGUUCUUUCUCCUCUCUCUGGCGCUCUGCCACACUUGCCUACCGGAAGUACAAGAGAACGGAGAUAUCGAGUUCCAAGCCGCAUCGCCCGAUGAGUUGGCCCUCGUUAAAGCUGCCCAGGAGCUUGGAUAUCUUGUCAUUGAUCGUCCCGCCCGAUCUAUAACACUCACAUAUCCAGGUGGUCCGGACUCCUCUGAGUCGAUCACGGAAACCUACGACGUCCUUGAUGUGAUAGAAUUCUCUAGUAAGAGGAAGCGCAUGUCAAUAAUCGUGAGAUUUCCCAAUGGAAAGAUUUGUAUCUUCUGCAAAGGUGCCGACUCCGCUCUUUUACCUAGACUGAAACUAGCUUCGCUUGCUAUCGAAAAGGUAUCAGAGGUUGUACGUCGGUCCAGCAAGAGAAAGAGUUUGGAGGCUGAACAAGCCCUGCGGAGAAUGAGCGAGCAAACGAGCGAGCAUAGUCCAAGAACAAGCUUUAGCCGACAUAGCAUGAAUCUUGGAAGGCCGAGCAUAAGUCGCAAGAUUACAGAGCAUGGAAGAUCAAGUAUGGCCAGCGUGAGACUUCAGCCCAUUCGGGAUGAGCUUGAUGGCUGGCUUAGACAACGGGAAAGCGACGUCGAGAUGGCAUCAGACGAUAUCAGCGCAUAUCAAUCGCCGAGAGCGUCAAUGAGUGCAGCAGCGAGAAUGUCUUUCGCAUCGACCAUGGAUCUUGAUUUUGAGGAUCUCGUUGAUGACUCCCUUGUUAUGGAUGACUCGGCAGUAUUUGAACGCUGCUUCCAACACAUGAAUGACUUUGCCUCCGAGGGACUUCGAACGCUCCUCUUUGGGUAUAGGUUCUUGGAUGAGCAAGAGUAUCAUGGCUGGAAGAAAAUCUACCUCGAAGCUACGACCAGUCUCGUCGACCGUCAAAAUUUGAUUGAAGGCGCCGGAGAAAUGAUCGAACAAAACUUUGAUCUUGCUGGCGCUACUGCAAUCGAAGACAAGCUUCAGAAAGGGGUUCCUGAGACAAUCGAUAAACUUCGCCGAGCUAACAUCAAGAUCUGGAUGUUGACUGGAGACAAACGAGAGACUGCAAUUAACAUUGCUCAUUCAGCCAGGCUCGCGAAGUCGUACUCCGAGGUUAUCAUUUUAGACCACACAACUGGCGAGGUUGAGCAGCGCAUGGCUACAGCAUUACUUGAUAUAGGGAAAGGGAACAUUGCGCAUUCCGUCGUCGUCGUGGAUGGACAAACGCUGAGCGAGAUUGAUGAUAACGAGACCUUAAAACUUCUCUUCUUCGACUUGGCCAUCGUUGUGGAUUCUGUUAUUUGCUGUCGCGCAAGCCCUAGCCAGAAAGCUUCACUUGUCAAGAAGAUUCGGACAAAGGUCAACAAGUCGAUUACUUUGGCAAUUGGUGACGGUGCCAAUGACAUCGCCAUGAUACAAGAGGCCCAUGUCGGUAUUGGAAUUAGUGGCAAGGAAGGUCUUCAAGCAGCCCGGAUCUCAGAUUACUCAAUUGCUCAAUUCCGGUUCUUGCAAAGGCUCUUAUUCGUUCACGGCCGCUGGAACUACGUCCGAACCGGAAAAUACAUCCUCUCAACUUUCUGGAAAGAGCUAAUGUUCUACCUAAUUCAAGCACUCUACCAAAAAUGGACCGGCUACACCGGCACAUCCCUCUUUGAAUCAACCUCUCUCACAGUCUUCAACACGCUCUUCACGUCCCUCUGCGUCAUCUUCCUCGGCAUCUUCGAGCAAGACCUGAACGCCUCGACGCUCCUCGCUGUCCCCGAACUCUACACACAAGGCCAGCGAAACCUCGGCUUCAACAUCAAGAAAUACAUUGGUUGGAUGUUCCUCGCUGCCUCGGAAGCAGUGAUUAUAUAUUUCUGCAUGUUCGGCCUCUUUGGGCAAGCGGCGGCCUUCACAAAAGAUGAUAAUCUGCUCAGUAUGGGACAACUAUGCUUUAGUGCCGCGGUAGUAUUCAUCAACACCAAGAUGCUGAUCUUGGAAAUGCAUAACAAAACCUUGAUCACAGCUUUCGGAUGGGUGAUUAGCGUGGGCGGCUGGUUCAUGUGGAAUAUUCUCCUCAGUCUCACGAUGAAGAUCAAGGGGAAUAAGAACUACCUGCUCUAUCCCGUCGCCAAGGGCUUCCUGACACGCUUCGGCAGCAAUCUACUCUGGUGGCUUGUGUUUUUCCUUACGCUUACGGCGGUCAUCGUGCUAGAGUUGGGCAUGAGUAGUGUGAGGAAGGCGUUCUGGCCGACGGAUACGGAUGUUUUUCAGGAGUUGCAGAAAGAUGCGUUGAUCAAGAAGAGGUUCGAGGAGACAGCUAGAGGGGAGGGCGAUGUCGAGAUGGGGAAAGAAGAGAGGGAGAGGGAGAAGAAUAAUGUUGAUGCUGAGCGAGAGGGGGAGAUUCAGGAGUUGUUGGAGAGGCCGAGGGUUAUGGAUGAUCAUGGGGGGUUGGUGAAGAGUCCUGUUGAUCCUGAAGAGAGCACUAAGAAGGGCAGUGUGAAGAGGAGGAAGUUUUCUGUUGAUGCUGAAAGGAAGUUCGGUGGUGGGUCUGGGACGGUCAGUCCUCGGAUGAGGCAUUCGGUUGAUAUUGGCGAGAUUUUGGGAGGGAGGUGA
Messenger RNA from Lachnellula hyalina, 4920 nucleotides. RefSeq names its product putative phospholipid-transporting ATPase. Gene Ontology annotation, cellular component: plasma membrane. Gene Ontology annotation, biological process: endocytic recycling; phospholipid translocation; post-Golgi vesicle-mediated transport. The coding region runs from base 1 to 4920 and encodes 1639 amino acids. The transcript has 2 exons. Gene Ontology annotation, molecular function: magnesium ion binding; ATP binding; ATP hydrolysis activity. The record is from RefSeq and is a predicted model, not a curated record. NCBI's taxonomy places the organism in Eukaryota, Fungi, Ascomycota, Leotiomycetes, Helotiales, Lachnaceae.